UAAAAAAGAGAACGAAACAAAUUUUGAUCACAUCACUGUUAGACUUGAUAAAGAUGGUGUUCCUGUUCUUGCUUUUUGUUUGUGUGGUCAGCCAUGCGGCUGGGAAUAUGGAUCCAAUCCUUGGAAUGGAUCCAAGUGCCAGUCCUCAACAAUCAGUUGAUUUAACAUUUGGUGAUAUGAUGUUGACUGAUAAACAAAAAAAAGCAUUAAAAUCUGGUGAAGACAUGGGUGGAAGUUCGAACGCAUUCGCUGCAGUGACAGGAAAUAAUCUUCGAUGGACCAAUGCUGUCAUUCCUUACGAAAUUGACUGCUCGAUCGAAAAUCUGGCAGAUGCUGUAGACUCAGUAAUGAAAGCUAUGGCUGAAUGGGAAGCAAAAACUUGCAUUAGAUUUGUGAAAAGAACAAAUGAGAAAUAUUACUUGCGUUUUUUUAGAAACACACAUUGCUGGGGAAAUGUUGGAAUGACUUCUUACACAAGAAUUUCUGUUGGACACGGAUGCGAAUAUCAACAUGUCAUGACUCACGAGAUUGGUCACGUGGUUGGAUUUUAUCACGAACAAAACAGAAAAGACAGAGAUAAGUGGAUUAAAGUGCACUGGGAAAACAUCGGACAAUUUAAAGAUGCAUUCGACAUUGUGAAAAACACAGAUUCCUUAGGCGUAGCAUAUGAUUAUGCAUCCAUCAUGCAUUAUCCAUGGAAUGCUUUCUCAUCGAAUGGCAAAAACACUAUCUCUCCAACCCAAGAUUUGAAAGGAAAAACUCCAUAUAUUGAGUUGAGCAAAGAUGAUGCUGAACAGACAUCUCGAAUGUACAAUUGUCCCAAUAUCAUGAAGAAACGACAACAGGCCAGAAAUAAGCGACAUGUUGGUCAUAUUGAAGAUAAACGCGCUACAAAAGUUGAUUGUGCUGAUAGAAAUAGGUAUUGUUCUGAUUGGGCACGAGAUGGUCAUUGUUCCAUAAGUACAUAUGUGCAAGAACAUUGCAAACUCAGCUGCAAAUCGCCAUCUUGUCAAGGAAGUGACUGUCUUGACCAACGCUCUGAAUGUCCUAAAUGGAAGUCAUGGGGUCACUGCUCUCUUAACCCGACUGUUGCUACUCUGUGCCAGAAGAGUUGCAACCCAACAUGCCAUGGUACUGUCCCAACACAAACACCAACUGCAUCCCCACCUUCUUCUAAUCCACCUGUUAUGACUAAUCCUCCAACAAGAGGUCCAGUCCCAACAGGAAAACCAAAUGGAAAAUUCCUCGGAACAGGUAAAUUAUGUCAAGACAAACACCAAGAGUGCGCAAAUUGGGCAAAGAAUGGCGAAUGCCAGGCUAACCCAGGUUGGAUGUUGAGAAACUGUAUGGUCUCAUGCAACAACACGGUCUGUGACCAACCCGGCCUCAAACCACCCGGUCAAUGCGCUGAUCCGCUUGGUUUAUCAUCAGAUGGAACCAAAAACUUUAAAAUCCCUGACUCAGCGUUUUCUUCACCUUACCACCUGUCUCCAGGCGGAGGUUGGGACGCAGCUGCAAAGAACGCACGUCUUUAUUUUGAGGAUGAUUAUGACGACAAAAGAAUUGGAUCAUGGUGCGCAAAAAGCCAUGAUUCUGCAAGAUCAGCUGAUGGAUAUGUUCAGGUUGAUUUGGGUUCACGAAAAACGAUUUCAUACAUUGCUACACAAGGUCGUGACAAAUAUUUUGAACGCGUUGCUAAAUUCAAAAUCCAAUAUGGAGAUAAUGGUUCCACCUUCCAAACUUAUCAGGAAGGAGGAAGCGACAAAGUUUUUGAUGGAAACUGUGAUCACGUGACACCUGUUCUUAACAAGUUCACCAAUCGUAUCACUGCAAGAUAUAUUCGAUACAUCCCAACUGAUUGGAAUUACCCAUGUGUAAGAAUGGAGUUUUAUGGAUGCUAGAAAUAAAAAUUCAGAUCGGAAUAUAA
Hydractinia symbiolongicarpus is the source of this 1927-nucleotide messenger RNA. RefSeq names its product zinc metalloproteinase nas-14-like. Lineage: Eukaryota; Metazoa; Cnidaria; Hydrozoa; Anthoathecata; Hydractiniidae. Gene Ontology annotation, biological process: proteolysis. The transcript has 15 exons. The coding region runs from base 54 to 1901 and encodes 615 amino acids. Gene Ontology annotation, molecular function: zinc ion binding; metalloendopeptidase activity. The record is from RefSeq and is a predicted model, not a curated record.